UGCACUACUGCGCAUGUGCGGAAUUGAUUCGGCCGUUUAGCGUAGUUUAGCGAGAGAUCAUCUGAGCUGGUUGAGAUUUCUUCACCCGAGGGAUAAACUGAGCCUGUCUUGUUGCGUUUUUGGAGCCGAAGAUGCCGAAGUCGAAAGAAUAUCUGUCUGACAGCGACGACAGCAGCAGCGAGGAGGAAGUAAAGUCGAAGAAGAAAACGCCGAAGAGAGGCAGGGAUGUAGAUGAUAAAGCGGCGAAAGACGAGACGAAACCAGAGAAGAAAGCAAAAACUGAUGACGACAGUAUUUGGGAGUUGGGUAACAAUCGUCAAGUAAAUGUAAGAAAUUUCAAAGGCAAAUAUUACGUCGAUAUUCGAGAGAUGUAUUACGACAAGGAUGGCGAUUUAAAACCUGGGAAAAAAGGUAUAUGCUUAACUAUGCCACAAUGGCGAAAGUUCAUGGAGGUUGUGGAAGAAGUGGAUAAAGUAGCGAAGUCAAAGUGUUAAAGUUGUAAUUCUUACGAAUUCUGAUUGAAAAAAAUGCUUUUCUUUCAUUUCGUUUUGUAUUACAUUCACAGGUUUUUCAAUUUGCGAAUUAGAAAAAUAUGCAACUGUUGUGUAUUUUUUUUAAGUACCAGAUUAUAAGUUAUUCUGUGAAAUU
This is a messenger RNA of Vollenhovia emeryi, 648 nucleotides long. It is a transcript of the gene Ssb-c31a, whose product is annotated as activated RNA polymerase II transcriptional coactivator p15. The record is from RefSeq and is a predicted model, not a curated record. The transcript has 4 exons. NCBI's taxonomy places the organism in Eukaryota, Metazoa, Arthropoda, Insecta, Hymenoptera, Formicidae. Gene Ontology annotation, molecular function: transcription coactivator activity; DNA binding. Gene Ontology annotation, cellular component: transcription regulator complex; nucleus. The coding region runs from base 132 to 494 and encodes 120 amino acids. Gene Ontology annotation, biological process: positive regulation of transcription initiation by RNA polymerase II.